Molecule: messenger RNA, 2339 nt
Organism: Exaiptasia diaphana
Lineage: Eukaryota; Metazoa; Cnidaria; Anthozoa; Actiniaria; Aiptasiidae
Exons: 1
Coding region: 80-2194 (704 amino acids)
Biological process (GO): protein O-linked glycosylation via mannose
Cellular component (GO): Golgi apparatus
Source: RefSeq, a predicted model, not a curated record
UAGGGUUUAGGCGAUAAGAKAAUACUAAUCAAGCUAAUUCGGACUUUCCUUUGCAGAGGCCAGUUGACCAGWACAGACCAUGACCCUUCAAGUAACCAGUAAAGUSGGACGACGACCGCUGUUUCUUCUUUUUGCCAUUUGUAUGCUAUUAGUACUCGUGUUCACUUCGCUGUUAAUGACGUCAAAUUACCGCUCRWCUCUAAAACACCUCCCAUCAGUGCARGGAAUUUAUGAGAAAAUGCCGUUCUUUAAUGCAAGUUAUUUAAGACUUUAUGCUAAAACGACGUGUCCAAUAUGCCCCUCGCCUACGCCUUGUCCAACAGAGUCUCGCUCUACUUGUAAACCAGGAAUGAGAAAAAAAUGCCCGACACCGAAACCUUGCCCAYUACGAUACACCGAGUUUUCAUAUUUCAAAAGAGAAUUAAGUAGACAAUURCUGGAYAUUCAUCGAGAGAUGAGGAAUUCCAUUGAACGAAAAGCCGCACCAUCACCUCAGGCGUUAUUAAAACUCGAAGGUAUAAUGGAACAACUAGAYAAGGGUUAYAAAGCAUCUAAAAUCAUGGAGCCAGAACAYGCAUCUUAUCYCAAUAUAGACAACCAAACACUUGAUGUAUGYCCUGAAAAAUACCUCGGCGAGAAGARGGGAUAUCCWUUCUUUCAAACUGGUUGGACAACAACAAAUUGUAGCAAUGUAAAACCUUUACCUUCUGUAAUCACAAUCUUGUUGAACACUUUAGAGUACCCUGAACCUUACGAGGACAAAGUAAAUCUUGUUCUACGUGGUAUCCAUCAAACCUACCCUGGUGUUMARGUUUAUCUAGCUCCUAAGAAUGAAAAAAUUAAAGAGAUUGUUAGUCGUUGGCCGAAUGUMACUGCUAUCGAGUUCAACAGUAGUCGACUUACCAUGGGUAGAGUMUGGAAUAAACUUGUGUCUAAAGUAAAAACCCCUUAUACRUUGAUAGGGCGUGGUCUUGUUCACUUUACAUGGACAGCGCGWAUAAGAAGACAAAUUCGAAUGAUCAGUGAGAUAGACUAUGUGGGGGUUGUUGGGGGAUCGUUUCGUAACUGGACAGGUCACUGGAGAAUCGGUUGUCGACAAACCAAAAAGAAAAACUACGUCCUGGAGUAUCAAGAAGGUUACCACUAUUCUACUCGCUCCUGUAUGUUUUGUGACGACUUAGAAGGUCCUUUUGUUGCUAAAACAAACAUCUUGAAGUCUGCCGAAUUUGGUGAAAAACUACCAAGUGCAGUAGUAUUUGAAGAUUUCUUUUUGAAAGUAUUCGAUAUGGGUUAUUUGACGAUGAACUGCCCAGACGCAAUGUACUUUGCCAAUGAUGACUCGAGAGAUAUAAAGAGAAGCGAUCGUAAAGUUUGGGAAUUCUUUUCGGCCAAGUGGAAAUUUGUACGAAUUUUACUUCCAGGGGGAGUCAUGCAUAGUUUCUCGUGUGAAGAUAUUUCCUAUCGAUGUGCCACAAAAGUAACUAAAUAUGCAACUAUGCCAGCAUGUUGUCUUGAGGAAUACGGCAGGGCUAUGAAAUUCUUUUAUGAUUUGUGCCAAGAGCACAAUAUUCUAUUUGAGCUUGAUUCAGGUUCUGUGCUGGGUGCGGUCAAAAUGAGUGGUCUGAUGCCAUACGAUGUGGAUGGGGACAUUUCUUUGCUGUCCAAUAAUUUCUCCAUACUAUAUUCCUUUCAGGAGUAUAUCCGUCAAAAGGGAUUCAAUUUAAAUGCUUAUUCAAGGCCAAAAUGGGACGUCAAUGGAACCAUUAUCAAAAGCAAAAAAGGUUACCUAAUGUUUCAUAGCCCUCACAUUUACACGGAAAUCUACGGCUGGCCAACGCUUUCGGGUUUUUUGUUUCUACCACCAGAACUUCGUGAUCCCGUGUAUUUUACCAAAGUACUUAUGAAUGGACACUGGAUAAGUUCGUCGUUUUGUCCAGGACUUUUCGCUCGUAAUCGUUAUGGUCUUGAUGUUCUGAAACACUCACAAAGCUGGCUACAGGUCGGAGGGAUGGGUUCUAGUUGGAGUAGAUAUAAAGCCGGCAGAUUUCUGGGUUGUAGGUACCCUAAAUUUCAUGCUUGUUUGGACAAGCUUCCAGCUGAUGGUAACAUAGCUUUUCAGGUUCCUCCAAGAACAGACAAAUAUACUGAACAAACAACGACAAUCUCGCCUACUACAAAACAGCAAGACACAUAGAGAUAUCAAUAACAAAAAAAAAACAUAUUUGCCAGUUUGAUAAUGUUUGAUACAAUGCAACUCGUGUAAAAAAAAGAUAUUUAUAUAAAUUCUUAAACUAAGUUCGACGCUUUUUAAAUGAUAUAAAAAGACUUGAAAAAAUAAC